This is a messenger RNA of Pungitius pungitius (ninespine stickleback), 1335 nucleotides long. Its product is annotated as N-acylethanolamine-hydrolyzing acid amidase-like. Gene Ontology annotation, molecular function: fatty acid amide hydrolase activity. Gene Ontology annotation, cellular component: lysosome. Gene Ontology annotation, biological process: fatty acid metabolic process. The coding region runs from base 1 to 1134 and encodes 377 amino acids. NCBI's taxonomy places the organism in Eukaryota, Metazoa, Chordata, Actinopteri, Perciformes, Gasterosteidae. The transcript is spliced from 12 exons. The record is from RefSeq and is a predicted model, not a curated record.
AUGGGGCCUGAGGCUGGAACUCUUAUUGUGAAAAAACUCCGAUCGGAAGUCCCAGCGUUGUUCUUUAAUCCCACACCACCCGCUGCCACCAUGCUGCUGCUCGGGCUCGUGCUCGUGCUGUCGGGCCGCGCGCAGCUCGCCCCCCCCGAGGUGACCAUCAGCCUGGACGAGGAGCCCGUGGUGCGCUGGGACCCGCUGCUCGAAGCCUUCGAGCCGGACUUCCUGCGUAGAGCCGCCGCGCAGGUUAUCGAUACUACAGUUCCAAAAUGGCUACACGAGGCUAUCAUUCCUUUGGCGCUGGACCUUGAAAGGUACAUUCCUCAGCCAUACGCGGGGGAAAUCCGCGGCUUGGCCUCACACCUUGGAAACCCUUCAGAUGUCAUCCUUCUCAACUUUGCCUAUGAAAUAUCUGCAUUUUGCACCAGCAUCGUAGCUCAGGACAACGCAGGGCACGUGUACCACGGCAGGAACCUGGAUUAUCCACAUCCUGUUCUGAGGAACCUCACCAUGGACGUAAUAUUUCUCAAGAAUGGAAAGGAGGCAUACCGUGGAACGUCGUUUGCUGGAUACAUCGGCCUGUGGACGGGACAGAGUCCUAACAAGUUCACCAUCUCAGGAGACCAAAGAGGAACGGACCGCUGGUGGAACUGGUGGAAGAAUGUGGUGUCUGCUUUCAUUUUACGGAGAUCCCCAGUCAGCUGGCUGGUGAGGGAGACACUGGAGGAAGCGAAGGACUUUCAGGAGGCCGUGAUGCGUCUCUCCAAGACGCCCAUCAUCACCGGGGUGUACUACAUUGUGGCUGGGGCGCGGGCGGGGGAAGGGGUCGUCAUCACCAGAAACCGAGCAGACACGGCUGAUAUCUGGGCACUGGAGCCUGUGAGUGGAGGGUGGUAUCGAGUGGAGACAAACUUUGACCACUGGCUCCCGCCUCCAGCCAGGGAUCACCGGCGAGACGCAGCCAACAAAGCACUGAACGCUACUGGCCAAGAUCACAUCAGUAUGGAGACACUUUAUCAGGUUCUGUCGCUGUAUCCGGUGUGUAAUGGAAGAACCGUUUACACAACAAUAAUGAGUGCAGCGACCCCCGAGAAGUACAACACAGUGGUUAGGCCCCAGGGCUGCCCACCGAUCUGACGGGAAGUGAACGGUUGAGACUGCAAAGGUUCUGACUGUUGGGUUAUUAGAUUUAAUGACCAACGAGUAGAAGGGAGUCGGACUCCGUGUGCGUGUGUCAGUGCUUUUAGGCUGCUAAUGAAGAUGGCUGUUAAGAUCUUUGUCACCUUAGGUAAACACAAUUGAAAUGUAAAGCUUAAUAAAAAUUGUGCUUGAUUGGUA